Molecule: messenger RNA, 877 nt
Organism: Vicia villosa (hairy vetch)
Lineage: Eukaryota; Viridiplantae; Streptophyta; Magnoliopsida; Fabales; Fabaceae
Product: inactive protein RESTRICTED TEV MOVEMENT 2-like
Exons: 2
Coding region: 182-802 (206 amino acids)
Source: RefSeq, a predicted model, not a curated record
CUACCACCCUCGAGCUGCCAAGACUUGGAAAGGUUAACAAGGAAUAAAUUCUAACUCAUGAUCACCAACUCUUAAAGGCAAGUUUGAAAGCAAUUGCACCCUUCAUUAGUAGGUUUAAUUCCUUCAACCUAAUAAAAUUAUUGAUCAUCACAUACACCAAAUUGAAAACUUUGAAAAUAAAAUGGAUAGCAAGCAUGCAUAUAAACAACGGUCUUAUGAGGAUUUUGAUCCUAUUUUUAAAUGGCGUAGAGAACUAGACCGUGACACCGUUGAACUUCAUCUUCCAGGUUUUAAGAGAGAACAAAUGAGGAUUCAGGUGAACCAUCAUGGUUUUUUGGUGAUAAGUGGAGAACGUCCACAUGAUGGAACAACAUGGAAACGUUUUAAGAAAGAGUUUGAGAUUCCAAAAUAUUGCAAUGAAGAUGCUAUCCGUGGCAAUUUCAUGCAGAAUAUUCUUUCUGUGGUAAUGCCAAAGAGAGUUGAUCUAAUACCUCAAGAGGAGCAAGUCCAAGAAAUGCCGGAACUUGAAGACGACGAUGAAUAUCAAGAGAAAGCUUCGUAUAAGAGCUUAAAAUUUGGAGGAAGAAGUGGAGAAGAAGAGAGUGAAAAGAGAGAUAAAGAGAGACUAUAUGAAUAUGCUGACACAAGAGAAAACCAAUUUGGAGAAAAUGAUGUAGAAACUACUAGAGAUGUUGCUUUUAAAUUCAUGGUUGUGAUUAUUGUUGUCAUGGUUAUUGUAAAUUAUCUAGUUGAUAUGAGCAAAAGCCUCAUGGGUGAAGCUCAUUCCUAUUUUCAAAAUUAGAUGAGGUUAUAAUUUGAGUUGGCUAUGUGUAAAGUUUAAUGUUGUCAAAAAUGGAUAAAACUAUUAUAUUAUUAU